This is a messenger RNA of Guyanagaster necrorhizus, 3801 nucleotides long. Its product is annotated as calcium ATPase. The record is from RefSeq and is a predicted model, not a curated record. Bases 226 to 3543 code for a protein of 1105 amino acids. Gene Ontology annotation, biological process: sodium ion export across plasma membrane; proton transmembrane transport; intracellular potassium ion homeostasis. Gene Ontology annotation, cellular component: plasma membrane. The transcript is spliced from 21 exons. NCBI's taxonomy places the organism in Eukaryota, Fungi, Basidiomycota, Agaricomycetes, Agaricales, Physalacriaceae. Gene Ontology annotation, molecular function: ATP binding; P-type sodium:potassium-exchanging transporter activity; ATP hydrolysis activity.
AGCGGUACGUCGGUAACUAGUGCUAUUUCGGAAACAGAAUUAUCCAACUUCUUUAAUUCGCACGGGGACCUUAAACAUCAAAAGUCCAUGAUGCGCAUCCGUGUAUAGAGCUGAGCGAAUUUUGCUGUUGCACGGCGCUAAUCCCUCUCUGAGCGAAAUUCCCUCACUAGUCGAGAGCAAAAAACAUAGAUAACGGCAGAAAACUGGCUCAAGCCUCCGUUCUUAAUGACUUCCCAAAUUCCCGGUGAAUUGCCUCUGCACUUCGAUGUGGAAUCUCUUGCGGGAAGUACCGAAAAGGAGUUGGAAGAGCCUCCUCAUGUUCUUGUAGAGACUCGCUCUCGUAAUGACGGUACGGCGCUGGCACUACGCCGUAGUGCCAGUGUCUACUCCCAGGGCGUCAAUAUGGGGGCGAAGAUACCCGGCGAGUUCAGGACUUUGAGUAUUAAUGUCACUGAGACAAAGGAGGGUGCUACGAACGCCAAAGCCAAGACCAUAGUCAAGGAAAUUGCGGAUUUGGACUGGCACGAGCUCGAUACGCUGGAGGUCCUCACCCGCCUUGGGGUGUCCGAGAAAAAUGGCUUAGAUGGCCCCAUGGUUGCCAGGCGUUUGACGCAGAAUGGCAAGAACGUUAUCACACCACCGCCGAAGAACCUCACCAGGCGUAUUUUCUUCUAUAUAUUUGGAGGCUUUGGUAGUCUGUUAUUCAUUGCGUCAAUCAUCUGCUUCCUGUCUUGGAGACCUCUAGGUGACCCGGACCCAGCUACGGCUAACCUUGCCCUUGCUGUGGUGCUUUUGAUAGUUCUUGCGAUUCAGGCCGUCUUUAAUGCAUGGCAAGAUUUCACCACGAGUCGCACCAUGAAAUCCAUUGCCGCGAUGUUACCCUUGGACGUUUUAGUUACUCGGGAUGGUCACACGUUGAAAGUCCCAGCCCCCGCGCUUGUCCUUGGAGACAUAGUCCAUGUUACUAUGGGAUGCAAAGUCCCUGCAGAUCUGCGGCUCAUCGAUGUAUCCUCCGAUCUCAAAUUCGACAGGUCCAUCUUGACCGGAGAAAGCAACGCUGUUCCUGCGACUGUCGAAGGAACGGACCCCAGCUUCAUAGAAUCUCGCAACAUAGCUCUUCAGGGGACACUCUGUGUUAGUGGAGACGGACUGGGUGUAUGUGUGUGCCUUGGUGACAACACGGUCUUCGGACGUAUUGCCAAACAAGCCGCAUCAGAGCGUCCUGGGCGAACUUCAUUGGAAUCCGAGAUCCUUCGCAUCGUACUGGUCAUCUGUAGUUUGGCAAUCGCCAUUGAUAUCAUUGUCAUCAUUUUGUGGGCUGCAUGGCUUCGCCGUGAUUAUCCGGGCUUCAUCUCCGUUCCGGUAUUGCUCAUCGACUUAGUUUCUGUCGCCGUUGCCUUUAUUCCGGAGGGUCUUCCCGUUUGCGUCACGCUUUCACUGACGGUGAUAGCCGGCGCCAUGCGAAAAGCUAACAUCUUAUGCAAGUCGCUCAGCACAGUCGAGAGUUUGGGAUGUGUCAAUUUCAUCGCCUCGGACAAGACGGGGACUUUGACCAAGAACAAAAUGACCGUGGUUAAUGUCGCUAUAGGGAACGAGCUUUUAACGGCCUCGGAAGCAAGAGAGGCUGCAGUCGGUAAUGGGCCCGCCGGGGAGCGCAUUCAGAUUUUAGCCGCAACCGCGGGAAUCUGUAAUGACGCGCGUUUCGACAACACAGACGACGAAUUACCUGUUGAGAUUCGGAAAGUUCACGGUGAUGCUACGGAUACCGGUCUACUUCGCUUUUCAGAGAGCAUCAUGCCCAUCGAGGACAGCCGAGCAGCAUGGAUAGAACGUGCGAAGCUUGCUUUCAACUCCAAAAACAAAUUUGCCAUGAAACUACUACAAGCGCUUCCCCAAGAGAAACCGAUUACCUCAAUGCCCAUCUUUUCCAAUGAUGACUUCAACAUGUCAUCAGAUUAUGUUCUAUUAGUCAAAGGAGCCCCUGAGAUAGUAUUACGCCGGUGUAGCCACAUGAUGGAUUCGAAGGGAUUGAUUGUGCCAAUGGACGAGACCAUCGCAGACCGUUUAUCGGCGAUACAAGAGCAAUUCGCGUCAAACGGCCAACGUGUUCUACUCAUGGCAAAGAAGAUUAUUCAUGGUUCCAAAUUGCCGACAGACUUCUUCGUCGAAUCUGGUUCUUUCCCUAUGGAGGACCGUAUUCUUGGCCUCAACUCCGACUUGACGGUGGUAGGUCUGGUAGCACUGAUAGACCCUCCAAGAGAUGAUGUCAAGGAAACGGUUGCUGUAGCGCGCCGGGCAAGCGUUCGUUUUGCAAUGGUUACAGGUGACUUCUCCUCUACCGCUGCCGCCAUCGCUCAGCAGGUGGGAAUUAUCACGACGCCAAUGAGCGAAGUGAAGCAUAUUAAAGACCUUCCAUAUGACGCUUCUCUAGAGUCAGUGGCUGGGUACGAGCCCGAGAUUGAUAGACGUUCAAGUCCGGAAAUGAGAAGUCUUGUCCUCAGUGGUUCUGACCUCGUCGGCAUGACCGAGUCACAAUGGAAACAAGCCCUUGCCUUUGAUGAGAUUGUUUUUGCCCGGACAACCCCCCAGCAGAAACUCCAAAUAGUGAAAAAAUUGCAGGCGGAGGGAUGUACCGUUGCAGUGACAGGCGAUGGGGUCAAUGAUUCUCCUGCCCUGAAACAAGCUGACGUUGGGGUAGCCAUCGCUGGAGGCUCCGAAGUCGCUAUGGAAGCCGCGGAUUUGAUACUACUCUCAGAUUUUUCUGCCAUAAUCACCGGAAUUCAGUAUGGACGGCUAUGUUUUGAGAACUUACGCAAGUCAAUAUUGUACCUCCUGCCUGCCGGUAGUUUCUCAGAGCUCAUGCCUGUUGUUCUGAACGUACUCACCGGGGUACCACAAGCGUUGAGCAGCUUCCAGAUGAUCAUAAUUUGUGUUUUUACGGACGUUUCUCCUGCGUUAUCCAUGGUGAACGAGAAGCCUGAAGCAGAUCUCUUGUUACGCCGGCCUCGUGAUCGCAAAAAGGACCGUUUGAUCAACUGGAGACUUUUGCUGCAUGCCUAUUUCUUUCUAGGUAUCAUAGAAGCAGUGACGUCCAUGGUCGGAGCGUUCUACUUUGGAUUUCAGCGGAAUGGUGUUCCAUUCUCCGCCCUGUGGCUCAAGUAUGGAGGCUACGACGCCGACCCAGAUCUAGUUAAAGAACUCACCAACAAGGCUCAGUCAAUUUAUUUCUACAAUUUAGUCAUGAUGCAGUGGUUCAACCUACUUGGCACACGUACCCGAAGGCUGUCGUUGUUCCAGCAGAAUCCUUUCAGUUCCAAAACGCGCAAUAUUUUCCUGUUCCCUGCUAUGGCUGCUGCACUUGUACUCGCUUGUUUCUUCUCCUACAUUCCUUGGUUCCAACAAGUUCUUUUGACGCGUGGAAUUCACGUCGAGUUCUUCUUCUUGCCGAUUGCAUAUGGUAUCGGAAUGCUUUUCCUUGACGAGGCACGCAAGUGGUGGAACAGGAAGCAUCCAACAUCGUUCCUUGCACGAAUUGCGUGGUAAUGAUCUUGAUUUCAACUGUCAUUAUUCCGUCUCCUCUGCAAAUAGAAACAAAGAAACAGAUGUUCUUUAUUAAAUAAAGAAUGUGUCUCGUUGAUAAGUCUGAAAAAGGAGAUACACUGGAUGAUCGAGACGAGCUUUCGUUAUUUUGUUUGUAUCCACCACCCUUGCUCGGUGCAUAGGUGGAUGAUUCCAGGUUCAUUCAUUUAUCAGUUCUGGUUUCACAGGAGUCUUGGCCGCCGAAGACACAUCUCAUUCUCU